Molecule: messenger RNA, 1800 nt
Organism: Saprolegnia parasitica CBS 223.65
Lineage: Eukaryota; Oomycota; Saprolegniomycetes; Saprolegniales; Saprolegniaceae
Exons: 5
Coding region: 1-1800 (599 amino acids)
Molecular function (GO): protein binding
Source: RefSeq, a predicted model, not a curated record
AUGCACCACGCGCUUGCGCUGCCAACGUCGGACAACUUCAUGGUGUUGCCGUCGACCACGUCCAUGUCGACGGUGGCGUCGCUCUUGAGCGAUGCCUUCAAGCACCUAAACGCGCUCGCUCCGAGUCACAACAGCGCUGCCGAGACGCUCGAGGACAAGUACGCCGACAUAUGGGCCGAGAUUGAAGCGACCAAAGCCCUCGAGAACAAGGACCGGCUGCGGCGAGCGUUCAGUGGCUGGAAGAAACGCGCGCUGCUCCUCUGUGUUGUCCGCAAGAUGUCUGACCGUGCGUACGACCGGCGACGCUUCCGCAUCUUUGUCGCGUGGCGCACCCGCGUGCGCUUGCUGCGGCGCAUUGCGGCCAAGUACCGGCGCGCAGUGGGCCAAGUGGUAGCCCACACGUUUCAGCGCAUGAAGCGCUUUGCGCAGCGCAGUCGCACGUUCUACCUCGCGCGAAAAGCACUUCGGCCAGAAACGUGGACAUGCGACCUCGUGGGGAUUUGGCUCACAGCGCUCUUCCGCCUACCCCUCGAGAUCGCUGCUUCGUGUCAGGUCUCGGGAACGGAGCUUCUCCAGUUGGGAUCCCGAUUGCACAUCGACCUUCAUCAGCCGUCGUCGUGGGCGGCCACGUCAUUGGAGCGCCUGUUGCCGCAGAUGCCGCUCUUUUUCUGCGCGUCCCACCACCGGAUGGUGCUGUUGGAGGCGAUCUCGGCGCUAGCGAGCCCCGUGGUGUCGCAAGCCGCGCGCGAUGCGUUAGCCCGCCACCGCCGGUCGCAGCUCGCCAUGGUCACCGAUCUCUCUAGUUUGCGGUAUUUCUGGGCCCAAGACCGUGAGCUCCUCGUGUACGUGCGCCGAUUAGACCAGCUGUCACUAGCGUCCUUUCUGAGCCUCGAGACCGACGGCCUUUUGCGCGUCUUCCAGCCACAAAAGCCGUCUCACUUGACUCUCUUGGCAGCGUGCCAAGCCCAGCUUCGCGACCACGACACCGUCGUACCUUUGCCGGCGUCACCGCCAAGAAGUCCGCCUACAUCGUCGCAGCCCUUGGACAUCGCUGCGUGGCUCACGUCCGUGCACCUUGCUCAGUACAUUCCACGCUUUUUCCAGGCGCACAUCGACUCGCGCGAGAAGCUAGAGGCGCUGGACCACGCGGCGUUGCGCGACCGCCUGUACAUUCACUCCAAGCUGCACCGCGACCGGCUACUCAAGUACAUUACGGAGCUCAAGCAUUUGCAGUCGCCGCCCAAGCACAUCCCGCUCAAGAAGGGCCACGUGCCCAUGGCUGCGUCCUUUCGCCUCAAGCUCGCGCUGAAUCACGUCGACGAGACGACGGCGCUGCCUGUGAAACCCAAGGUCGCUGGCACAGCCAAGUUGCAGAAGCAGCUGCGGGCACUCUUCUUCAGCGUCUGCCGCGCCAUGGAAGAGCGCGAGUGGAGCUUGGAUCAGCUCUAUGCCGCAAUGCAGUCGACGUCCGUCAGUGGCAUCGUGGCCAAGACGCAGUUUGCCCACGUCCUACGCGGCUGGGCCAUUGGUCUUUCCAGCGCCCACAUUCAAGCAAUGUGGGAGGCACUCGCGCGCAUGGAUCCAUCGUCCAAGCGGGGCGUCGGGUACACGGCGUUUAUGACUUUCUUUCUCGAUGUGCUCGAGCAGCGCUACGAGCUACUGGCACUGGCCAUCCAGACGCUCCAGGACGAAAGCCAUAAAGGCGAGAAGCAGCGCGAGCAGCUCAGUCAGCUCUUGCAGUCGGCGGGUCGCGCACGCCGUAUCUUGACGCUCGCAGGCGUCGACAUGACACGGCGAUAG